Messenger RNA from Echinostoma caproni, 1224 nucleotides. The record is from the annotation of a GenBank genome assembly. Lineage: Eukaryota; Metazoa; Platyhelminthes; Trematoda; Plagiorchiida; Echinostomatidae.
GAUCUGGAAUCGAAAUCUCAAUCACUUCAACUCACAGUCGAUCGACUAAGUCUGGCACUGACCAAAUCCGAGGAGUUGGAAAGUGCGAGCAAGGAUAAAAUGCAACAAAUGAGUCUCAGUCUGUCAGAUCACAAUCAAACAAUCCAAGAUCUACAACAACGUCUGUCGCAUCUACAGAAGGCUUUGACAACGUCCGAACAGGAUCGGCGCAUUGCACAGGAACGUUUGGAUAACACACGCGUCAUGCUCCAGGAACACAAACUUCAAAACCAACAAAUGAGCGAAAGGCUUCAAAAUCUGCAAAAUGAACUGACCGAUUUGGAUAUCAGACGGGGUGAAUUGGAAAGUCAGAAUCGACAAAUCAAUAACACGUUGACAAGACGACAGGAAACUGAACACGAUUUGAAUAAACAGUUACAAGCAGUAAACCAGCCUAUAAUCAAAGUGUUCAAUUUGAUCCGAUCCAAACAAAUGCAGGCACUCCGAGAGCGGCAAGAAUUACAAGAACGUGUGGCCAGUUUGCAACGAACUUUGUGUGAAACGGAAGCGGCUAGAGAUCAACUUCUACAGGCUAGUACCAAUCUAGAAAAGGAUCGACAUUGUCUGCGAAGGCACUUGGAAAAAGUGGAAAAGGAAAAAAUACAGCAUGAGGAAAUUCUCAGCAAGGGCAAUUUGGAUCGGACGGAACUGGAACUCACGCUGAGACGGCUUGAGGAAGAAAACGCCGAUCAGAAGAGACAGGUGCACUAUCUACAAACUCGACUAAACGAAUUGGAACAAAUGCACGCUCAACGUCUGGCCGAGGUGGCCAGUAAACAACGCGCGGAGACCGAGAUGGAAAUGGAACGAUUACGGCACAACCAGAUUCAAGCGGAGCGUGCAUUGGAGGCGCGUGAACGUGCACAUCGACAGCGCGUCAAAGUAUUGGAAGAUCAGAUGGGUGCAAUCCGUGAGCAGUUAGCAACAGAGACCCGAAAACGUCAACAACUUCUGAGUGGGAAAUCUGGAGCAGUGUCAGGGUUACCAACGAAAUUGAGUGAAAAACCGUUUUCAGGAAAUUCACGUGAGGUUCGACGGCACUUGGAGUCCGCAGAUAUUCCAGUGAAAGCGUACCUCUCAACUGGUGACCUUCGUCGUGGCACAUGUUGCUCUGGAACCGAGAAGAAGACUAGUCUCGAUCGAACUAGAGCGAGCGGUCGAGGGCUUCAUUUGAGUCGAAAAUGA